UCUUCUCGUUCUUGGGGAGUCGAACGGUCAGAGUCACCGGAGAUCGAUCAUGGCUCGCCGUCGCCGGCACCACCGUCGUGGCCACCGUCGCCGGAGAGUAGAAGACGAAGGUGCCGAGCAGGAGGUGACUCCGGCCAUCCCACCGAGCUGUCCUCAUUUCUUCAAGAUCAUACUCUCUCAAACGCUGGAAUCUGGAAAGCUAGGAAUCCCAAAAAGAUUCUUGAGAAUACAUGGAAAGGAUCUCUUGGGUUUGGUGUUUCUCAAGGUUGAAGGCGGUUUAACCUGGCCUGUGAAACUAGAGAAGAGUGAGGAUGGCAUGGUUUGGUUGUGGAAAGGGUGGCGAAAGUUCAUGGAGCAUUACUCCAUCGGUCUUGGUCACCUCCUAGUCUUCAGAUAUGAAGGGGACUCCGUUUUCCGUGUGAUAAUAUUCGACAAGAGCGCUUCGGAGAUCGAUUAUCCCUCGAGCAUCGGAAGCUACGGACCGAGGCCUGAGGGUGAAUUUCUCUCUCGAAAAGAGGAAGAUGUCGUGGAAAUCGAAGAUUCAGAAGGGUUCGCGCCUCGUUCUAGGCCAAGGUCAAAGGGCUUGUCACGAGGAUUCGGAGGUCGAAGUUCUCUCACUGCCCUUGAAUUAGCCAGCAAAUUCAAGUCGGACCAUCCAUUUUUUAGAGUGGUGAUGCGACCUUCUUAUAUUCAGAAAUAUUUGUGCGUUCCUUGUGAAUUCUUCAGGAAACAUGUUCAAAAGAACAAGCAACUUGUGACUCUUAGGUACUCAGACAGAUCGUGGCAAGUGAAGCUGAGGAGCUAUGGACACAGACGAAUGGCAUUUCUCUCUACCGGUUGGUCCUCAUUCGUGAGAGAAACUGGUCUUCAUGUAAGUGAUGUCUGCGUGUUCGAGCUCAUUGAUAGGAAUGACAUUAUGUUCCGAGUCUCCAACUUCAACAAUGAUGGUCGGAUCGAAAUCGGACAGUCUCAAUGUCAAGAGAGCUCUUCGGAGCCAUCUUUUCAUGGUUCUCCAUGUUUGAGCCCUGUCACUGCUCAUGAAAAAGCUAGUGGAUUUGAAUCGGAUCAUCCCUUUUUCAAAGUGGUGAUGCGGCCUUCUUAUGUUCGGAAACAAUUGAGCAUUCCUAGUGGAUUCUUCAGGAAACAUGUUCAAAAGAACAAGCAAAUUGUGACUCUUAGGUACUCAGACAGAUUGUGGCAAGUGAAGCUGAGGAGCUUUUGA
Messenger RNA from Eucalyptus grandis, 1222 nucleotides. Its product is annotated as B3 domain-containing protein Os11g0197600-like. Bases 50 to 1222 code for a protein of 390 amino acids. The record is from RefSeq and is a predicted model, not a curated record. Lineage: Eukaryota; Viridiplantae; Streptophyta; Magnoliopsida; Myrtales; Myrtaceae. Gene Ontology annotation, molecular function: DNA binding. The transcript is spliced from 6 exons.